CCCGAACCUUAUCUUGAACAACAUCCUCCUGAGUAAAUCUCUACCCAUUUCGGGUUAUUUGGAGGAUUUGUUCCUUUGAUUAUUUGAUGCUGAACCAACAGCUUAUAUUGUUGUCAAUUAUUGUUUGCGGACAGGCAUAUAUAUGUCAAGACCUGAGCCUCAAUAGACGCCACAAAGUACAAACAAAAGGACAGUUCCCUCACAUAACGACACGACUUCAACGACACCUCGAGUCUCAAGCAUUCAAAAACUCUUUAUUCAGCUCAGAGACGUCCUUCUUUUGUAAAACUAAGAAAAAAUACAUGUCCUAGCUCGAUCUCAACCACGUCCGUUCUCUGUCUAGGGCUUGAGGCCACCCUCACCUCAGACUGCGUGUCCUAUACCGGAUGAGAUGCAAAUCGAUUUCACUCUAUAAAGGUCUCUAAAUCGUCCAAAGAACUAGAUGAGCUGCAAAUCACUAUAGCCCACUUUCCGAUAACCCUGGAUGAGAACAGCCAAAUCUCACAAUGCCAAAAAGCAAGAAGCUAGGGUCGGUAUUGCCAGCCGAAGCCGUCGGCCAAAGUAUAGGAGGUCCUAGUGGACGCUUAUCCACGUCUCUUGAGAUUGAGGACUCAUCAAAUGAGAACCUCAAGCAUCGCCUCCAUGAGUGGGCAGCCUCUGGAGCACGCAACGACGAUGAAGCAGGUUCGGAAUAUGAGAUGCUUAUGGACCCGAAUCUACCUCAGGAGUAUGAGACACGACGAAAGGGUUCAGGAGAGUCUGGUGAUGAAACAGCGCUGCUCAGCGAUGAUGCAGAUGACGAAGAGGAAGAAAACUCCCCUUAUCCUGAAGUUCGAGCUGCGGUAAGAAACUUCGACGAAGAUCUUCCAUGCAACACAGUUAGAGCUUGGACUAUAGGAAUGCUUCUCGUCAUUGUAGGGGCUUCGAUGAACACCCUAUUCUCUCUCCGCCAACCAUCCAUCAGUAUUGGGCCUCUCAUCGCUCAAAUCGUUGCGUGGCCUAUGGGUCAUGGCUGGGCGAAGUUCGUGCCCGACAGGGAGUUCACCACUUUUGGUAUAACGUGGACUCUGAACCCUGGUCCCUUUAAUGUUAAGGAACACGCAAUUAUCGUUGUCAUGGCCAGUGUGUCAUUCUCUGUUGCGUAUGCUACCGAUAUCAUCCUUGCACAGGUCAUCUUCUACAAGCAGGACUUUGGUCUUGUGUUCCAGCUUCUCCUGACUAUCUCCACGCAGUCUGUGGGAUAUGGCAUUGCAGGGAUGCUACGCAAGUUCUUAGUCUAUCCCGCAUCCAUGAUCUGGCCCGAGAAUCUUGUUGGUGUAACUCUUAUGAAUGCCAUGUACGAGACAAACGAUACACCAGAUCCUACCAUUCUAGGAGGCAGAAUGCACAGAUACAAGUGGUUCGUCAUUGUAACUGCAUGUUCCUUCGUAUACUACUUCAUUCCAGGAUUUCUGGCGCAAUUUCUGAGUAUCUUUGCUGUGGCCACCUGGAUGGCGCCUCAGAAUCCUAUUGUGAAUCAGCUAUUCGGAGGGCAGACAGGUGUUUCGCUUCUUCCCAUCACCUUUGACUGGACUCAAAUAGCAGGAUACGUUGGCUCGCCGCUCAUUCCGCCGUGGCACGCCAUCGCCAAUACCGUCAUCGGAGUUGUUCUCUUCUUCGUUAUAGGAUCAUCUUUUCUUCACUAUGGCGGAGCGUGGUACGCUGAGUAUUUGCCCAUGAGUGACUCCGGAACUUACGACAACACGGGGGCUCGCUACAACACCACUCGAAUUCUCACGAAGGACUUCACAUUGGAUGAAGAAGAGUACAAGAACUACUCACCCCUUUUUAUUAGCACCACUUUUGCCAUCUCUUACGGCUUGUCGUUCGCUGCUAUAUCGUCACUCGUUGUCUACACCUAUCUCCACAACGGAAAGCAGAUCUGGCAACAAUGGAGAAACAGCACUAACGAGAAGCCUGAUAUUCACAUGAAACUCAUGAGAAAGUAUAAAGAGGCUCCUACGUGGUGGUAUAUGUCCCUAUUUGCUGUUAUGCUCCUGAUUGGGUUCUAUACAGUACUGGGCUACCCAACUAAUCUCUCCUGGUGGGCUUUCUUACUUGCCAUAGCCAUCUCUUUUGGGUUUGCUCUGCCUAUAGGCAUUAUCCAAGCUGUUACAAACACUCAAAUUGGCUUGAAUGUCUUGACAGAGUUCAUCUAUGGAUAUCUUCAGCCAGGUCGACCUCUAGCCCUCAUGAUCUUCAAAACAUAUGGAUACAUCACAAUGGCGCAAUCACUUCGUUUUGUCUCGGACUUGAAGUUCGGACAUUACAUGAAAAUCCCCCCUCGAACCAUGUUCCUGUCUCAAGUCGUCGCCACUACAUUCUCGUGCUUCAUCCAGAUCGUCGUUCUAAACCUGUCCCUGAAAAAUAUCCCUGACGUCUGCGAGCACCACCAGGUCGAUCACUUUACCUGUCCUGGUGGUCGUGUCUUCUUUGCUGCGUCUAUCAUCUGGGGCCUUCUCGGCCCUGCACGCAUGUUCUCCCCUGGUCAGGUAUACUCUGGCCUCUUCGUCUUCUUUAUCUUGGGUGCCAUCACACCAAUAGUUAUCUAUGUCUUAGCCAAACGAUGGCCGAGGUCUCCGGUGCGAUACCUCAUGGCACCCCUCAUAUUCGGAGGUGCAGGGGCGAUCCCGCCUGCAACACCGCUGAAUUAUCUCUCGUGGGGUAUCGUUGGCUUCGUCUUUCAGUUCUGGAUCAAGAAGCGCCACUUCAGGUGGUGGACCAGACUCAACUUCCUAACGUCGUCAGCUCUCGAUCUAGGUCUCGCCCUAGCGACGUUGUUCAUCUUCUUUGCCUUUACGCUGCAUGGUGUAGAUCCGCCAAGCUGGUGGGGAAACAAUAUUGUCACUUCGACGAUGGAUGUCCAGGGGACCGCGAUACAAGCUCAUGUACCGGAGGGAGGGCGAUUCGGGCCCGAGAACUGGUGAUGUAAGAGGUGCAUAUGAGAUGAACUAUUGUAUCUAGAAGUGCAUAUCUUAGCAAAUUUGUUGGUGGCUGAUGCAUCAGCAGAACCAUUUGAUGCAACUUAACAGUCAGAGACAUAUUGACUCUUGAUGUUUAGAGUUAUCUCAAAGUACUCACUCAACAACCAGUCAGACUCAACGUGGUGCGUGUCACGCAGAUGGACAAUAAGCCCACCGCCCGCAAAGUCGAGAAACUGAGACAUAUGCAAGACUGUACGGCAUUGCACUGCAUUGCAUUGCCUGCCGGGA
Molecule: messenger RNA, 3251 nt
Organism: Fusarium odoratissimum NRRL 54006
Lineage: Eukaryota; Fungi; Ascomycota; Sordariomycetes; Hypocreales; Nectriaceae
Exons: 9
Coding region: 507-2966 (819 amino acids)
Biological process (GO): transmembrane transport
Molecular function (GO): oligopeptide transmembrane transporter activity
Source: RefSeq, a predicted model, not a curated record